AUAGCAUGAACAAAAACCAGACACUCAAAUAACUAAACUAUAUGAGACAUCUUUCUUAGUCAACUAGUGCGCAUAUUUCUUUGUCUAAAAAAAUAAAAGUAAAUUCCAUUCAAACGCAGCCACUAAUUUAUUAUUAUAUUAUUUUUUUUUGGUGUUUUUGCCUCAACAACUCUUGACAUUAAUUAUUAGCAAUUAAAAUAUUACUUUUAAUCUCCAGUUAGAAUGGUUUUAUGCUAAACAUUUGGUUUGACGCUCCAUUCUCAUUGUCUUGUUUCUUGUUCAUCAGCUUUGUGAGGCCACAAUUUCUUUCAUGUCUUCCAUUUUUGCCCCCCGUUACUCUGUUCAAAUUCCCAUAUUUGAGAUCAAUGAGGCCGGCGAAGGCGGGUUUACAUUGCCUGAGCCUACGGAAAAUAGUAGAGCAGCAUAUAGAAGAAUCUAUGAAGUGUUCUUGAGCUUCAGAGGGGAGGACUCACGUGCUUCUUUCACUUCACAUCUCUAUGCCUCUCUUCAGAAUGCGGGAAUCAAUGUUUUCAAGGAUGAUGAGUCACUUCCAAGGGGACAUCGCAUUUCAAACUCACUGCUGCGAGCAAUUGAGCAGUCUGAAAUUUGUGUUGUUGUUUUCUCAACAAAUUAUGGAGGGUCUCGAUGGUGUAUGGAUGAGUUAGAGAAAAUAAUGGAGUGUCACAGAACCAUAGGGCUGGUUGUUUUGCCAGUGUUCUAUGAUGUUGAUCCCUCUGAAGUGCGCCAUCAAAAAGGCGAGUUUGGAAAAGAAUUGGAAAAACUUGAGAACAGGAUUUUAAAAAGUGAUGACAAAUUCAUAUUUCAAUGGGAGAAAGAGAAUCUGCGGCUUAACAACCUUCGUCGGAGGGAGGCACUUCGUGAGGCUGCGGGCAUAUCAGGGGUAGUAGUCCUCAAUUCCAGGAAUGAAAAUGAGUCUAUCAAAAACAUUGUUGAAAAUGUGACACAAUUGUUAGAUAAGACAGAGUUGUUUGUUGCUGAUAAUCCGGUGGGAGUAGAACCUCGAGUGCAAGAAAUUGUUCAAUUGCUAGACCAAAAACCAUCAAAUGAUGUUUUACUACUGGGGAUGUGGGGGAUGGGAGGCAUCGGUAAAACAACCAUUGCUAAAGCCAUUUACAAUAAGAUUGGCCGCAAUUUUGAGGGAAGGAGCUUCCUUGCAAAUAUCAGGGAAGUUUGGAGGCAAGACGCUGGCCAAGUCAAUUUACAAGAACAACUUCUGUUUGAUAUCAACAAAGAAACAAAAACAAGGAUACGUAAUGUUGAAUCAGGAAAAAAUAUAUUAAAAAAAAUACUUUCCUAUAAAAAGGUACUUCUUGUAUUGGAUGAUGUGAAUGAAUUGGACCAACUGAAUGCUUUAUGUGGAAGUGACAAAUGGUUUGCUCCAGGUAGUAGAAUAAUCAUCACCACUAGAGAUCAAGAUAUACUUAGAGGGAGAGUUGACAUACUAUAUACAAUGAAAGGCAUGGAUGAAGGUGAAUCUAUUGAGCUUUUUAGUUGGCACGCAUUCAAGCAAGCAAGUCCUAGAGAAAAUUUUACCCAACUUUCUAGAAAUGUAAUUAUGUAUUCCGGGGGAUUGCCACUAGCCCUUGAAGUACUUGGGUGUUAUUUGUUUGAUAUGAAGGUAGCAGAGUGGGAGAAUGUAUUGGAGAAACUCAAGAGAAUUCCUAAUCAUCAAAUACAAAAGAAGUUAAAAAUAAGCUAUGAUGGUUUAAAUGAUGAUACUGAAAGAGAUAUAUUUCUCGAUAUAGCUUGUUUCUUUAUUGGCAUGGACCGGAAUGAUGUUGUACAUAUAUUAAAUGGUUGUGGACUUUUUGCAGAAAAUGGAAUACGUGUCCUUGUAGAGCGAAGCCUUGUAAUAAUUGAUAAUAAAAACAAGCUUCAAAUGCAUGAUUUGAUAAGGGACAUGGGAAGGGAAAUCAUUCGUGCAAAUUCCCUAAAGGUUCUUGAGAAGCGUAGCAGGUUAUGGUUUCAUGAGGAUGCACUUGAUGUAUUAUCAAAAGAAACGGGAACAAAAGCUAUUGAGGGACUGGCUCUGAGGUUAUCAACAAAUAAUGCAACAUGUUUGAGCACUAAAGCUUUUAAAAAGAUAGUGAAACUUAGGUUGCUUCAACUUGCUGGUGUACGACUGGAUGGAGAUUUCAAAUAUCUUUCCAAAGAUCUUAGAUGGCUUUGUUGGCAUGGAUUUCCUUUAAAAUACAUACCAACAAACUUUUAUCAAAGAAAUCUUAUUUCAAUCGAGUUACAAAACAGUAAUGUUCAACUUGUGUGGAAAGAAGCUCAGCGGAUGGAGAAACUUAAAAUUCUCAAUCUUAGUCAUUCUCAUUCUUUAACACAGACUCCAGACUUUUCAAAAUUGCCUAGUCUUGAAAAGUUAGAACUCAUAGAUUGUCCAAAAUUGUCUAAGAUUUCUCAUACCAUUGGACAUCUCAAUCGAAUUCUUCGAAUAAAUUUGCAAGAUUGUAUUAGUCUUCAUAACCUUCCAAGGAGUAUUUAUAAAUUGAAAACCCUUAAAACACUCAUUCUUUCAGGAUGUUCAAAGAUUGACAAGUUGGAAGAAGACUUGGAACAAAUGGAGUCUUUGACAAUCCUUGUUGCGGAUAAGACUGCAAUAAAAAGAAUGCCUUUUUCAAUUGUAAGGUCAAAAAGCAUUGGGUAUAUUUCUUUGUGUGGUUAUGAAGGAUUCUCACGUGAUGUGUUUCCUUCUAUCAUUUGGUCUUGGAUGUCACCAACCAAUAGUCUCUCAUCCUGCAUUCAAACAUCUGUAGGAAUGUCAUCUCUUGUUUCUUUAGAUGUGACAAAUAGCAGUUCUCAUCAUCUAUCAUAUAUUUUAGAGGACCUUCCAAAGCUUGAAAGUCUUUGCAUAGAGUGUGACUCAAAACUUCAACUAACUCGAGAAGCAAAAAAUAUUAUAGAUGCCUUAUAUGCCACAAAUUCUGAGGAUUUAGAAUCAACUACAACUACCUCAGAAAUGUCAAAUAUUGAUGCUUCUACAUUAAUCAAAUGCAACAAACAUGCGCACACUUCAGGGUCACAAAAAUUGGUGGGAUGUCAUUUAAUUCAGAUGGGAAUAAGUUGCCAAGUCACCGAUAUUCUGAGACAAAGCAUUUUGCAGAAUAAAAAUACCAGUGAUUGCAGUUAUGUGCUUCCCGAUGAUAAUUAUCCAGAAUGGUUAACUUUUGACUGUCAAGGUUCUUCCGUGAUUUUUAAAGUCCCUCAAGUAAAUGGGCGUAACUUGAAGACAAUGAUAUGUCAUGUUCAUUAUUCUUCACCAAACGAUAUGAAAUCAACGGGCUUGAAAAACUUACUGUUGAUAAAUCACACAAAGACCACCAUUCAAGUUUACAAGAGAGAUGCAUUACUCUUCUGUGACAAUGAGAAGUGGCAAAAAGUGCUAUCAAAUAUAGAUCCUGGAAACGAAGUGGAAAUUGUUGUUGUGUAUGAGAGAAAAUUAAUUGUGAAAAAGUCAACAGUUUAUCUCAUAUACGAAGCAAUAACUGAAUUAAUGGAGCACUACCAAACAUCAAAUAAGAAUGAAAUUGUUUCUAGUGAUAAUGAAAAUGUAUAUGUUGUGAGGACGACCUCUCCUGAAGUGUGCACUCAAUUUGGUCAUGGUGGCCAUGGUAAACGAGCUAGGUUGCUUUGGCCGAAGAGGUGGCCAUGGUGUUCAUACUUCAUAGCAAUGUUCAAUGUCAAGUAUGUAAUAAAUUUGGUCACAUUGCUACUGUCACGAGUGCAGAAGAAAUGACUGAUGAAAUGCAUGGGAAUACUGUUACGGGAGUGGGACACGUGGAUGGUAAUGCUGAAAUCAUGGUGAACCGAAAAAGUCAGAGGAAAAGAGUAACUAACUCAGCGCUCAAGGAUUACGUUUGGGAGUUAAAGUAAAUAUAAAAGAAGAAAACAAAAGUAAUAAGGGGUGUGGAAUUUAUGAUUUGUCUUUCUCCUCCUCUGGCCGUCUCUGGGAUUUCUUCAUUCUCUGUUAUGCUAUUUCCAUUUGUUUCUCUAUUCUGAUAUAUGUCUUAGAGUUUUUUCAUACUUUAUUGUAAGAAACCCAUACUCAAUACAUAAUACAAUACAGGACAUUGUUAUUCAUUAUUUAUUGGGAACGUUACUGUUACA
Cajanus cajan (pigeon pea) is the source of this 4134-nucleotide messenger RNA. The record is from RefSeq and is a predicted model, not a curated record. NCBI's taxonomy places the organism in Eukaryota, Viridiplantae, Streptophyta, Magnoliopsida, Fabales, Fabaceae.